This is a messenger RNA of Setaria italica (foxtail millet), 1510 nucleotides long. RefSeq names its product probable cinnamyl alcohol dehydrogenase 8D. Bases 100 to 1332 code for a protein of 410 amino acids. NCBI's taxonomy places the organism in Eukaryota, Viridiplantae, Streptophyta, Magnoliopsida, Poales, Poaceae. Gene Ontology annotation, biological process: lignin biosynthetic process. The transcript is spliced from 3 exons. Gene Ontology annotation, molecular function: cinnamyl-alcohol dehydrogenase activity; zinc ion binding. The record is from RefSeq and is a predicted model, not a curated record.
UAAUCCUCUUCCGGUUGGUCUUCUCACUCGGACAUUCGCCCUCCUUGAGCCCACACGCGGAACAGCACCACGAGAGGGGGAGAGAGAGAGAGAGCAGUUAUGUCACAUCAUUUUCGCGCCCUCAUCCACAGCCCAUCUCUUCCCGUGCCUUUCUCCCACGGAGUCGGAGUCAGUGCAGCGUCGCCCUCGAGAGCUCCGCGGCUUCCGAGGGCGAGGGCGUCCGUGGAGAAGAGAGAGCAGGCGAUGGAGGAGCCAGGCGGCGCGGCGGCGCUCGGCUGGGCGGCCAGGGACGCCACCGGUGUCCUCUCACCCUACAACUUCUCCAGAAGGGUUCCGAGAGACGACGAUGUCACGAUCAAGAUUCUCUACUGCGGGAUCUGCCACACCGACCUUCACAUCAUCAAGAACCACUGGGGCAACUCCAUGUACCCCGUCGUCCCCGGGCACGAGAUCGUCGGCGUGGUGACCGGCGUCGGCGGCGGCGUGACGAGGUUCAAGCCCGGCGACACGGUGGGCGUGGGCUACUUCGUCGGGUCCUGCCGCUCCUGCGACAGCUGCGGGAAGGGGAACGAGAACUACUGCGCCGGGGUCGUGCUCACCUCCAACGGCGUCGACCGCGCGCACGGCGGCGCCGCCACGAAGGGGGGCUUCUCCGACGUCAUCGUCGUGAACGAGCACUACGUGCUCCGCGUCCCGGACAGCCUGCCGCUGGACCGCACCGCGCCGCUGCUCUGCGCCGGCGUGACCGUGUACAGCCCCAUGAUGCGCCACGGCCUGAACGAGCCCGGCAAGCACCUGGGCGUCGUGGGCCUCGGCGGCCUCGGCCACGUCGCCGUCAAGGUCGGCAAGGCGUUCGGGAUGAAGGUCACCGUCAUCAGCACGUCCCCGAGCAAGCGCCAGGAGGCCGUCGAGCACCUCGGCGCCGACGAGUUUCUGGUCAGCCGCGACCCCGAGCAGAUGAAGGCGGCGACGGGCACGAUGGACGGCAUCAUCGACACGGUGUCGGCGUGGCACCCGAUCACGCCGCUGCUGGCGCUGCUGAAGCCGCUGGGGCAGAUGGUGGUCGUGGGCGUGCCGAACAAGCCGCUGGAGCUGCCGGUGUACGCCAUCGUGCCCGGCGGGAAGGGCGUCGCCGGGAACAGCGUCGGCAGCGUCGGGGACUGCCAGGCCAUGCUCGAGUUCGCGGGGAAGCACGGCAUCGGCGCCGAGGUGGAGGUGAUCAAGAUGGACUACGUCAACACGGCGAUCGAGCGGCUCGAGAAGAACGACGUCCGCUACCGCUUCGUCAUCGAUGUCGCCGGCAGCAGCCUUGGCUCCGCCACCUACGUGUAACUGCAGAAGGUCGAAUCAGAGCCCCCCCAAUAAUUAACUAAUGGAUGAUCAUUUCCGCUUGUUGAUAAGUUCAUGUGCUUAUUGUGGGUUUGUGGCUCUGAUGGUUUGGUGUGUACAAAUAAGAGAGACAUGGUGUUCAAAUCUUUGCUUAAGUACAUGGAGAGAAGGUUGAGUCAGA